AUGUGGCGCAAGCUCGGCGGCGGCGACCUGGAGCCGGUCCUCGCGAGCGGCGCCGUCGCCCUCCUCGACGCGCAGUGGAUCAUCCGCCACGCCGAGGCGGGCGGCGUCCUCUCCCACCGCCAGGCGCUGCCUGAAGAGGCCUUCCUCUCUUUCGCCGAUCUCGUCGAGGCGACCGACGAGUAUGACCUUGCCGUCGCCGCGCUCUCCUACCCGUGGCUGACCAAGGACCACCCCGACCCGCGCGGAGCCAACCUCGCCCGCGUCGCAAGGGCGCUCAAGGCCAUUCUCAGCUUUCCCAGCUUCACGCGGCUCGGCGUCUUUUGGGACUUCGGCUCGCUGCACCAGCACCCCGACCCCGCCAACGGCGUCAUGCGCACCGAGGAGCAGAACGCGCUCUUCAAGCAGGGGCUGGGCUGCCUCGGCACGCUCUACUCCCACCCGAAGACAUGGGUGCUGCGGCUGACCUCCUUCCCGGACGGCCACAAGGCGGAGGACCAGGCCGAGGGCACCAACGUGGCCGAGUACUUUGACCGCGGCUGGUGCUUCACCGAGUCCAGCUGGGCGGGCCUGACAAAGGAAUACGACCUCUCGCUCGACCUCGGCAAGAUGCGCGACGGCAAGGAGUACGACUACGACAGCCUCCGAGAUGAUUGCAGAAAGGACGGCGGCCGGCGCCCUCCGCUGCUGCCGUCUGCGUUCGCGGCGGAGCUGGAGACGAAGAGCUUCACCAACGGCAAGGACGACAAACCGCUCGUGAAGCAGCUUUACAAGGCCGCCUUCGAGGAGCAGUUUGGCAAGGCGAUCGACCUGUUCUCCUACGCCUGCCUCGGCUGGGGCGACGCGGAGGCGGCGCAGGUGGCGGAGGUCCUCGCGAGCGGGGCAGCGCCGCGGCUCGAGAAGCUCUCUUUCGGCGACAACGAGAUUGGCGACGAGGGCUGCAAGGCGCUGGCCGCCGCCCUCGGCAAGGAGGGGGCAGCGCCGCGGCUCGACACUUGGGUGCUGCGGCUGACCUCCUUCCCGGACGGCCACAAGGCGGAGGACCAGGCCGAGGGCACCGACGUGGCCAAGUACUUUGACCGCGGCUGGUGCUUCACCGAGAGCGCCUGGGCGAGCCUGACAAAGGAAUACGACCUCUCGCUCGACCUCGGCUUGAUGCGCGACGGCAAGGAGUACGACUACGACAGCCUCCGAGAUGAUUGCAGAAAGGACGGCGGCCGGCGCCCUCCGCUGCUGCCGUCUGCGUUCGCGGCGGAGCUGGAGACGAAGAGCUUCACCAACGGCAAGGACGACAAACCGCUCGUGAAGCAGCUUUACAAGGCCGCCUUCGAGGAGCAGUUUGGCAAGGCGACCGACCUGUUCUACGCCUGCCUCGACUGGGGCGACGCGGAGGCGGCGCAGCUGGCGGAGGUCCUCGCGAGCGGGGCAGCGCCGCGGCUCGAGAAGCUCUCUUUCGGCGACAACGAGAUUGGCGACGAGGGCUGCAAGGCGCUGGCCGCCGCCCUCGGCAAGGAGGGGGCAGCGCCGCGGCUCGAGUUUCUCAAUCUCAACGGCAACAAGAUUGGCGACGAGGGCUGCAAGGCGCUGGCCGCCGCCCUCAAGGGUGGAUCGGGUCGGGACAGCACCUACGCGAUGAUGAAGUGCGUCGAGCACGGCCACGAGCUCGUCGCGCUUGGCAACCUCCACCCUCCCGCCGACGACGGCCGCGAGAUGGACUCGUUCAUGUACCAGACUGUCGGAUCGGAGCUGGUGCCGGCGCUGGCUGAAUGCCUCGAGCUUCCCCUCUUCCGUGCGCCGAUCACCGGCGACGCGGUCGACCAGCGCCUCAUCUACGAGCGGACGGACGGCGACGAGGUUGAGGACCUGUUGCGACUGCUCGAGGCGGCGCGAGCCGAGGUCGAGUUUGAGGCUGUGUGCUGCGGCGCGAUCCUGUCCAACUACCAGCGCACCCGAGUGGAGGACGUGUGCGAGCGGCUCGGCCUUGUCUCGCUCGCAUACCUGUGGCAGCGCAACCAGGCUGAGCUGCUCGCAGAGAUGGCAGAGGCGGGCGUCGAGGCGGUGCUGGUCAAGGUGGCCGCUCUCGGGCUGGGCGCCUCGCACCUGCACAGGUCGAUCCGCGAGCUCGCGCCGCUGUUUGGGCGCCUCGAGGGUCGGUUUGGGUUCCACGUCUGCGGCGAAGGCGGCGAGUACGAGACGCUCACCCUGGACUGCCCCCUCUUCCGCCGCCGGCUCGUGCUGCGUGGCGCCAGGCCGCUGGUCCACUCGGAGGACCCGUCGGGCAUGGCGCCCGUCGUACUGCUCGCGGCCGACGGCGUCGACAUCUGCGGCAAGGGGGAGGGCGAGUCCGCGCCGCCAACCGGCGCGGGCGCGCCGCGCGCGCCGUGGGCUGAGGCGCGGAGGGCGGCGGCGACAGAGGCGGAAGAGGAGCGGAACCGGGAGGAGGAGGGGGAGGAGGCGGCCUCCCUCGCCUCGCUCGCCGCCGCAGGCGCGGUCGCCUCCGCCCCCGCCGCCUCCGCCGCCGCCUCCGCCGCCGCCUCCGCCGCCGCCGCGGUGCCGAGGGAGUGGCUGCCGCUGCGUGCACCGCCCGCCGAUCCGUACCUCAGCGGUGGCGGCGGUGGCGGUGGCGGCGGUGGCGGUGGCGGCGGUGGCGGGUGGGCGCACGCCGCUUCGGCGGGCAUCUGCAGGCUCGUCUUUCCCCCGAGCAGCGCCGCCGCCGCCGCGUCGGGACCUUUCGCCGCAGAGGCUGGCGGCACGGCGGAGGGGAGGGCGGAGGCGGAGGCGAGGGCGGAGGCGGAGGCUGCGGUGGCGCAGCUGCGCGCAGCCGUCGCCGCACUUCCCGCGGCCUUGUCUGCGGCGGGGCGAUCCCUCUCAGAGGUGCUCUACGUCCGCCUGUACGUGUCGGACUUGGCACACUACCGAGCCCUCAACGUCGCGUACGCGAGUCUGAUGCGUUCGACGCCCGCAGCGCGCGCGUGCGUCCAGCUGCCGCUGCACGAGGCGGCCGCUGGCGCGCGCGUCGCCCUCGAGGUGCUUGCAGCGGCCCCGCCGAAGCGGCUGCUCCGGGUCUGCUCGCUCUCCGAGUGGGCACCGCGCAUGAUCGGGCCGUAUUGCCAGCUGACGGCCGCUGCCGGCGUCGGCAACGUCGCGGGCCAGCUCGGCCUCGUCCCUACCACGAUGGCGCUGGUCGAGGGGGGGGCGCUCGCGCAGGCACGGCUCGCGCUGCGCCACUCCGAGGCCGUCCUUUCAGGACUCGGCCUCGGCACUCGCCGCCCGCUCUCGCUCAUUGCGUAUGUGGUGCGCGAGAGCGACGUGGUGCAGGUGCACGCGGCGUGCCACGCGUGGCUGUGGCGGCGGUGCGGCGGCGGCGGGGCGCCGCUGCCGCCGCUGCUCGUGCUGCGCGUCGGCGCGCUGCCGAUGGGAGCACUGGUCGAGGUGCAGCUGGAGGCGGGCGAGGAGGGCGCGGGGGGGGAGGCGGUGCCGGCGCGGGCGGCGGAGUGGGAGGAGGAGGCGCAGAGCCUUACUUUCCGCUGCACCGCCGUCUCGGACCCGCUCCCCCCACGCCGAGAGCCGGACAGUGGAGACCCGGAGCUCAGCGGCGGUGGCCGCCGGAUCCUUCUGCAGUGCGUCGCGGAGCCGAAGGGCGACGCGCCUGCAGACCUCCGCCACCUCCCCGCGGCGGUCUCCUCCGCGAUGGCGGCGGCGUGCGCCCGGACCGCCGCCGCUGGGCCGGCGGCGCCGGGCUGCGGCGCGCCUGCCGACGCGUCGCCGCGGCUCGCCGGCGGCGCCUUCACGCGCUGCUUCUACGACGCGGACCUGCCCCUCUCCGCGCCCGCGCUCGAGCGCAGCUUGCUCGAUGGCAGCGGGAGCGCGGGCGCGGCCAUCGCCGUGCCGGUGGCGCGGGUGGGACACCGCGGCUCGCGGCUCGCGCUGCAGGUGACCGUCUACAAGAACGCGCUCGCCUUCGUCGAGCGCGCCGGCUCGCUCGGCGGCGAGACGGCCUCGUUUGGGCUCAGCGUGCCGAACGAAGUGCGCGAUCUCACAAUGGAGACGCUCGACGUCAGCGCCGGCUCAGCGAGCGUGAUCGUGAGCUACCCAGAUUCUGCACCGCGGGUGGGUACAGGAGGAGAGCCUCUCCACGAGUUUGCUCUCGGCAGCUCGCUCGGCGACUUCCUCGCCUCGGUGGUCGGGGCCGACUGCUCCCUCACCACGGGCGAUGAGGCGGCGUCGGCCAUUUCCGGGCGGCUCCUGCUGCUGGAAAAGGAGAAGCGGGCGGUGCCCGGGACGGAGGAGGCUGAGCUCGUUUGGUCCGAGCUCGUCGUGCUCGACCACGGCGGAUCGAUGGUUCGAGUGCGUUUCGACGUGCUGCGGUCAAUCUGCAUGCUCGACGACAGCUUGCAGCAGGACCUGCGCAAGGCGCUCGGCGCGAGGCUGAGUGCGCGCAAGCCGGCCGCACCCAAGAGGCACACGGACUUGACGCUCGUCGCGCGGGCGGCAGCAAGCGGGUCGGGUGGCGAGGCGGCGGGCUCGUUCGACGAGCUGCUCGUGUCGUACGCGCAGCCAGCAAAGGAGUGGCUCUGCCAGUACCGGCUCGAAGUGCCGCCGGAGCCGCUCGGCGCGGCGAUGGCCGAGGCCCGGCUUCGGCUGUUUGCCACCGUCUCCAACAUCGGGGAGGAGGAUUGGGAGGGCGUCGCGCUGUCGCUCGUGGCCAACGAGCUGCAGCUGCUGAAGAAGGAGAGCGGCGCGCGCAAGAGCGCCGCCGGCACUUUGUCCAAGGGCAAGCACAAGGCGUGGGGGCAGAUCUCAGACUCGGGCAACCUCUUCGUCAAGACGCUCACGGGCAAGACAAUCACGCUCGACGUCGAGUUCUCCGACUCGAUCGACAACAUCAAGGCCAAGAUCCAGGACAAGGAGGGCAUCCCGCCCGACCAGCAGCGCCUCAUCUUCGCGGGCAAGCAGCUCGAGGACGGCCGCACCCUCUCGGACUACAACAUCCAGAAGGAGUCGACGCUCCACCUGGUGCUGCGGCUGCGCGGCGGGCCGGCCUCUGGUGACCCUGUCAGCGACGGCUUCGAGAGCCUCGACGCGGUCGCUCUGAGCGGCCUCUCGGAGCACGUCAUCUACGAGGUGCCGCACGCUGUCACGGUGCGCGCCGGGGAGACGGCGUCGGUCGAGCUGGGCAGCCACGCGGUGCGCGGCGACCGCGUGCUCGUGUACGACCCGAAGGCGUCCGAGGUCUGCGCCACGCGCUGCAUCCAUCUGACCAACGACACCACUCGCGUCCUUGCCCCCGGCACCUGCUCGGUCUCGGAGGGCGGCCGGCUCGUCGCGCAGUGCCCGUUCACGCCGAUGCUGCCGGGCGACGAGCAGCUCAUCCCGUGGGGCGAAGACUCGACCGUCUCGGUGGAGCGCCGCGUCGACAAGGAGGCGGCGGUCGAGAAGGUGGAGCUGCACUGGCUGCGCGCCGAGCAGCAGCGCGCCGCAGAGAGCAGCGGCCGCCGCCGCCGCCUCGCGGGCUGCCGGCUCACGCACCGCGAGCACCUCACCACGAGCUACACGCUGCGCAAUAACGCACCGAGCGGGGCGCCCGUGACGCUAUACCUCGACCACUCGGCUGCUCCGGGCUGCGGCGGCUUCUCCGUGCUCACCGAGGGCGCCAUCAAGAAGACGACGGCAUUCUCUCGCUUCAAGUUCGUGCUGGCCCCGGGCGAGCAGCGCGAGUUCACCGUGCGCGAGACGGCAGCGCACUCGUCGUGCCGUACGACCGCGCGCCAGCUGCGCAUGCUGCUCGACUCGCAGCUCCGCGCGGCAGAUAGCGGCGUGAUGGCGGCCUCGACGCGCGCCUUGCUCGAGACGUUCAUCGCGCGAGAGGAGUGCGCGGCACUCCUCGACAAGGUCGAGCGCGACAGCGUCACGCCGCAAGAGCUCAAGCAGUGGCGCGAGGGCGCGCUCCUGCCGGCCGAGAUGCUGCAGCAGCUCGAGGAGCUGCUCGACCACAACCACUCGCGAGAGGAGGCGGGCCGCAAGGCUGCAGCGCACAACGCGCACAUCAACGACUGCUUCAAGAACCAGGAUCGGCUCCGCGAGAACAUCAAGUCACUCGAGAAGGUGGCGUCGUCCAAGCUGACGGAUCGCUACUUGAAGGACCUGGACAAGGAGGAGGAUGAGCUGAUCCAGGCGCGCCGCGCAAUUGCGAGCCUCGAGGAGAAGAGCCGGAGCCUGCAGUCCGCUAUCGCUGCGCUGCAGCUGGAGCUGAGCGCAGCUACGCGCAAGCUUCGGCUCGAGAGCCUCCCCGGAGAGAGUGAGGACGGCACGGAGACGGGGGCUGGCACGGACAGCGACGCCGCCGGAUGA
This is a messenger RNA of Emiliania huxleyi CCMP1516, 6348 nucleotides long. RefSeq lists its product as hypothetical. The record is from RefSeq and is a predicted model, not a curated record. The transcript has 6 exons. Gene Ontology annotation, biological process: protein histidyl modification to diphthamide. The coding region runs from base 1 to 6348 and encodes 2115 amino acids. Lineage: Eukaryota; Haptophyta; Isochrysidales; Noelaerhabdaceae. Gene Ontology annotation, molecular function: diphthine-ammonia ligase activity; protein binding.